Messenger RNA from Dromaius novaehollandiae (emu), 15252 nucleotides. RefSeq names its product argonaute RISC catalytic component 3 (gene AGO3). Gene Ontology annotation, biological process: regulatory ncRNA-mediated post-transcriptional gene silencing; regulation of stem cell proliferation. Lineage: Eukaryota; Metazoa; Chordata; Aves; Casuariiformes; Dromaiidae. The transcript is spliced from 19 exons. The record is from RefSeq and is a predicted model, not a curated record. Gene Ontology annotation, molecular function: protein binding; RNA endonuclease activity; single-stranded RNA binding. Bases 343 to 2925 code for a protein of 860 amino acids.
ACCGCCUCCGGAAGGGCGCGCGACCCGGCGUGCGGGGGCGGGAUUUCCGGCGGACGGCGCGCGCGCGGCGGGGCAGAGCGGCCGCGCGAGCCGGGGCUGCUGGCGGCCACGCAACUUCCGCCCCGGGGGCUCCGGUCGCCGCCGCCGCCCAGGGGCCGCUCCGCGCCGCUCCGCUCCGCGCCCCCAAGGCGACGCGCCGGGCCGCGGCCUGCGGGGCAGCGGGGCCGGCCGCCGCCCAGCCCAGCCCAGCGCGGCCCGGCCCAGCGCGGCCGGCCCGGCCCGCCCCGGGCCCGGCGCAGCGGCGGAGCCCGCAGCCCCCAGCGGCUGCGCCCAGCUCCAUGAAUGGAAAUCGGCAGCGCAGGACCCGUCGGGGCACAGCCCCUACUCAUGGUGCCCAGACGUCCUGGCUAUGGCACCAUGGGCAAACCCAUUAAACUGCUGGCCAACUGCUUCCAAGUCGAAAUCCCAAAGAUUGAUGUCUACCUCUAUGAGGUGGAUAUCAAACCAGAUAAGUGUCCUCGGAGGGUGAACAGGGAGGUGGUGGACUCAAUGGUGCAGCAUUUUAAAGUGACAAUAUUUGGGGACCGUAGACCAGUUUAUGAUGGGAAAAGAAGCCUUUAUACAGCCAAUCCACUUCCUGUGGCCACUACCGGGGUGGAUUUGGAUGUGACUUUACCAGGAGAAGGAGGAAAAGAUCGUCCGUUCAAAGUGUCAAUAAAGUUUGUUUCUCGGGUGAGCUGGCACUUGCUGCAUGAAGUUUUGACGGGAAGAACCUUGCCUGAGCCUCUGGAACUAGACAAACCAAUCAGCACUAACCCUGUUCAUGCUGUCGAUGUGGUGCUACGACACCUACCCUCCAUGAAGUAUACCCCAGUGGGCCGCUCCUUUUUCUCGGCUCCAGAAGGCUAUGAUCACCCCUUGGGAGGCGGUAGGGAGGUUUGGUUUGGAUUCCAUCAGUCUGUUCGGCCUGCCAUGUGGAAAAUGAUGCUUAAUAUUGAUGUUUCUGCCACUGCCUUCUACAAAGCACAACCUGUAAUUCAAUUUAUGUGUGAAGUUCUUGACAUUCAUAAUAUUGAUGAACAACCAAGACCUCUGACUGAUUCUCAUCGGGUAAAAUUCACCAAAGAGAUAAAGGGUCUAAAGGUAGAAGUGACUCAUUGUGGAACAAUGAGACGGAAAUAUCGUGUUUGUAACGUAACAAGGCGGCCUGCAAGUCAUCAAACCUUUCCUUUACAGUUAGAAAACGGCCAGACCGUGGAGAGAACAGUAGCACAGUAUUUCAGAGAGAAAUACAACCUCCAGCUGAAAUAUCCUCAUCUUCCUUGCCUACAAGUGGGACAAGAACAGAAACACACCUACCUGCCUUUAGAAGUAUGUAACAUUGUAGCUGGCCAACGAUGUAUCAAGAAGCUAACAGACAAUCAGACAUCAACUAUGAUAAAGGCAACAGCAAGAUCUGCUCCAGAUAGACAAGAGGAAAUAAGCAGAUUGGUAAGAAGUGCAAAUUAUGAUGCAGAUCCAUUUGUUCAAGAGUUCCAGUUCAAAGUCCGGGAUGAGAUGGCCCAUGUGACGGGGCGAGUGCUCCCAGCUCCAAUGUUGCAAUAUGGAGGACGGAAUCGAACAGUGGCAACACCAAGCCAUGGAGUAUGGGACAUGCGAGGGAAGCAGUUUCACACUGGUGUUGAGAUCAAAAUGUGGGCCAUAGCUUGUUUUGCAACACAGAGACAAUGCAGAGAAGAAAUACUGAAGGGUUUUACAGACCAGCUGCGCAAGAUCUCCAAGGACGCAGGGAUGCCGAUCCAAGGGCAGCCCUGUUUCUGUAAAUAUGCCCAAGGUGCGGACAGUGUGGAGCCCAUGUUUCGGCACCUCAAGAACACCUAUUCAGGGCUUCAGCUCAUCAUUGUCAUCCUGCCAGGCAAAACGCCAGUGUAUGCGGAGGUGAAGCGUGUGGGAGAUACGCUGUUGGGAAUGGCCACGCAGUGCGUUCAAGUCAAAAAUGUUAUCAAAACAUCUCCACAGACCCUAUCAAAUCUGUGCCUGAAGAUUAAUGUUAAACUAGGGGGAAUCAACAAUAUCCUCGUACCUCAUCAACGACCUUCUGUGUUCCAGCAGCCAGUGAUCUUUUUGGGAGCAGAUGUCACGCACCCUCCUGCUGGGGAUGGAAAGAAGCCUUCCAUAGCUGCUGUUGUAGGUAGUAUGGAUGCUCAUCCAAGCCGGUACUGUGCCACAGUGAGAGUUCAGCGACCUCGGCAGGAAAUCAUCCAAGAUCUUGCCUCCAUGGUGAGAGAGCUGCUCAUCCAGUUCUAUAAAUCAACACGGUUCAAGCCCACACGAAUCAUCUUCUAUAGGGAUGGGGUCUCUGAAGGACAGUUUCGACAGGUUUUGUAUUAUGAACUGCUAGCUAUUAGAGAAGCUUGCAUCAGUUUGGAGAAGGAUUACCAGCCUGGAAUAACCUAUAUUGUGGUGCAGAAGCGACAUCAUACACGAUUGUUUUGUGCUGACAGAACAGAAAGGGUUGGACGAAGCGGCAACAUUCCGGCUGGAACAACUGUAGAUACAGAUAUUACACAUCCGUAUGAGUUUGACUUUUACCUCUGUAGCCAUGCUGGAAUACAGGGUACCAGCCGUCCCUCACACUAUCAUGUUUUGUGGGAUGAUAACUGUUUUACUGCAGAUGAACUUCAGCUACUGACUUACCAGCUUUGCCACACAUACGUGCGCUGUACACGUUCAGUUUCUAUACCUGCACCAGCGUAUUAUGCUCACCUGGUAGCAUUCAGAGCACGGUACCAUCUCGUGGACAAAGAACACGACAGUGCUGAAGGAAGCCAUGUUUCAGGACAAAGCAAUGGGAGAGAUCCACAGGCCCUUGCGAAGGCUGUACAAAUUCACCAAGACACCUUACGCACGAUGUACUUCGCUUAAGUCAAUAAAAUGGGAGCAUACUCACUGAAAGGAAGAACUGAAAAAUUAAGCCACAUACAAUGUAUGUUUCCAGUGGGGUUGGUUUAUGGGGUGUGCCUCCGAUCAUGCUGAAGUUGACACUGUGCAGGGGCGAGAGGCUAACCCUUAAAUUGACACAAGGAAGAUUGUUUACUUCAUCGAGGAACACAGCACUAUUAUGCAAUAUGAAACCAGCCAACUGCUUUUUUGGCGCGGUCUCCUGUAGGAAGCACCGCCAUCAUUUUUUUUCUCUCUCUCGUAGUUUAACCCUCUUAUGCCUUUACCUCAAGUUGCUCGGCAGCACAACUAUCUUUGCAAAAAAAAUAAAAAGAUCAAUGGUGUAAUUUAAAAAAAAAAAAAAAAAAAGCAAACAACCUUUAUAGGAACAAUCACAAUGAUUGUUUGGGGGGAGGGAAGUGUGCAAAAAAACCCCUUUUUUCUUUUACCCCACUGCAUUGAGAAAUCUUCGUCUCAAUAUUGCCAUCAGCAUUCGAAUGUGAACAUAUCCAAGUACAUUUGAAUGUACAGCACUAACUAGAAAAAGUGAGGGGAGGGGAAGACGUUUUGCACACUAAUCCAAUAAUUUGAACCUAGUUUAGCCAACUGCUGCCUUUGUCUUUCUUCACAGUUCUGGAGUCCUCAGCUCCAAUAGUUCCCUUUUAAAAAGCAAACAAAGAAGUUAGUGGUAUUAUGUGCAGGCAGUAGUGAUCCAAACUCUUCUUGCUCCCUGGUGAAUUCACUAAAGCUGCUGUUUUACCUAGUCCAAGAGUUUCAAUUAUUUUCUAUCUGGCAAGUCAAAAUAUUUUGGAGCUUCAUGUGAGAUCAGAUGUCCCAAGUUUUAUGGGAUUACAUAUAGUAAACACCAGAACUGAAACUUUAGAGCUAAGGUCUUUUUGGAAAAAGAAAAAUGCUAGUUUACUUGCUGCCUCUCACACCUUAAUGUGAUUUCAUAUGUAUGUGUUUUUGAAGUUUAGCUUCCUUUUGUUUCUUUUAUAUUUAUUAGAGUAAUAAUAAUGCUUUAAUUUAAUUAUUACAGAACAUAUGGUCAACAUCAACUUUUAUUUUUUAGAAAUGUAACCAUGUUUAUUUUUUAAAAACUGACAACUUGUUUUUGCUAUCUUUUAGUGCAAUAAGCGUUCUAAAGGCAAACUGUGUCCAUUGAGCUGUACUAAAGCAGUAUUUGUACCACUAAUCGUGGGAGAAUGGACACCUCCAUGAUUUUAAAAGGACAAAGUAAAAGCCUUAAUUUUGAAAGGAAAGUUUUAUAGUCAGAAGGAACCUUGGAUUUUCCUUUUUUAAAUCAAAAAAUAGCAAAAAUGCUUCUAGAAUUCUGCAAGCUUUAUUGUUGUUACUGCAGUGUUUUGAUUUAACAAAGGAAUUGGCCAUAUUUUUGGCUUUGCGCUGUGGUGGAUAUUUGAAUUAAACGGAAAGGGUUUUUUAUUAAAAUCUAAGUUUUUACAUGCUUAGUUAAAUCUAUUUGACAUCAAUAAAGUGUCUGGAAUUAAUACAAUUUUUAGCUUUUUUCCUCUUUGAUAUGACUUUCCUUUUAAAAUUAAGUUAUUGGUAACUUCAUUUCACUUUGCAAAUAAAAUAAGAGGGCUGGGAUAGUUAACAUAUUAAAUCACUGAAAUGUGAAACAAAAAUUAAUGGGACUUUUUCAUUCCACUUUAAAGGUAAAAACCAAUAUUUAAGAUGUCAGAGAUGAGCAUUUAUUCAGUGAGGGGAUUGGGGAGUUUUGCACUUUGUAAACUCGUGAACUGCAUUUUUGACUGUUUUUAUUUGCACUGGUUCAUAGUAUAUAUACUGCAGAUCGUUUAUAUGGGCAUUGCUGUUAUCCCAGCCCUUCUGAACUCCACUUGCUCUCCACAUGAAAACCAGUGGGUUAGUAUAAGUAGCUUAUCUCCUCUCAUUCUCAUGAAAUCCGCUGUUUGCCAAUAUACUGUAUUUUGAGCCUAAAAUCUGAGCCCGUUUUGCUUCAACAGGCAUGAAUCUCCCCCAUUUUUCUGCCAGAAAACAAAGUACUGUAUUUUGUGCAUUUGUAUAUUGCAUUGAAAUGUAUGUAGUGCUGUUCACAACACUGUCUCAAAGAGCUUUACUAAACAGUUAGUGUAUAUACAUAUUUUAUCUCCCAAUAUCAAGGAAGAUGAUGUAAAAAGACUAACUUUGCUAAGUUAAAAUUGCACUGGAAAUAGUCAUAAAGGUGGGCAGUUUGCUAGUGGUUUGGGGGUCCUUAGAGAAUAAGUGGGAGGGUGGUUGAGGGAGACUUUCAGCAGAUCCUGAUAUGUCUGAAAAACGCUUUGGGGUCCCGGGAGUUGCAUGUUUUCAUCAGGUGUAACCGCAGAUCCCAGCCAUGUUCUUUGACUUCUUAAUGCACUUACCUUUCAGCGCCUUCAAAUAAAACUGCUGCAGGGAGGUUGGUGUAACUAAAUAAUUUGAGCAAGAUGAUUUCCAAAUAAAUCACUCAAAUGUUUUUCUUAGUCUGUGACCUGACAGUCUUCUCUAAGAAGCACUCUAGCUAGUAGUUCUGUUUAUAAAAUGUUCAGGUUAGGCUUUUUACAGAAAAUUGAUGUUUUAAAAUAGAGAAUUUUUUAAAACUAUUUUACAAAGACUUCUUGUGGAUUUCUGGCAUUUAGAUGAAAAUUCCUUUUUAUUAAAGUCUUUUGACUCUCCUUUCAAAGACACUGUACGCUGCUCAUCCUGCCCACACUCAGUGACUAUGAUUUGAGAAGCUUUUUUGCUUGCUACUUUCACCAAAAAUUAAAGGAAAAAAUAAAAGUUCAUUGGGAAAGUGACUUAAAUGCUAGCUCAACAAGAAAUUUUACCUGGUUUUCAUGUGAAGAGUAUUUGGAAGUUUUGAUCUCUAUUCUUGGUUUUGCAAAUAUCUACGUAAAGUGCCGAUACUUAUUUGUAUUACGAUAUCAAGUUACUGGCGUUGUGAGGGCCACACGUUUAUGAUGCUGUAGCUGCUAUAUUUAUUUAAAUGGAGAUGGACAAUUACUGCACUAAGGAAUGAGGAGAUAAGCAAGGAAUCAAGGUUAGUUAGGAAUCUUGUUUUUUCAAAAGAGAAUUAAUGGUGUGAAAUAUCAAGUGUAACAAAGGGUGCUGUCAUUUUAACUGAGAUUAAAUAGCCAGAUAUUCUUCCUUUGUUUAAAAACAUAUAUAUUUUGAUGUUUGCAGUUUGGGGGUGGGGGGUCGGGAUAAAUGGUACCUCAUCUGUGGUGGCAGUUUCCAGUAUAUUUUCAGAGUAUAUGGAUUUCUUUUAUUUUUGUACCUGCUCUCCUUAAAAAAAAAAAAAAAAAAAAAUCUCAAAUUUUAUGUGCUGUUUGGGGAAAUCUUGAGUGGCAUACCAGAUCCUCCUGUCUUUCUGGGAGCUGUCUGUAUACAGUCCAAAGAGGGACGUGGGCAAAGGCGGACAGUUCUACUUACUUUGCAGAGAUACUGGCCUCGUUCAUAUGCCCAGCCAGAAAAGUGGUUCCUGUCUCCUAAGACACUGUACCAGUUUACCACACCAAGACUUCAUGUGUACGUGCAAGUGCCACUAACUGCUUCCACGGUGGGAGGACGCACAAGGGGCCCAGAGCUAGUUUGGGGAAAGCACCCUUAGGGUAUCAACCACCCAAAGCUGAAGUUGCAGUGCUGGUACUGUGCCAAAGGUAGGAACCACUCUCUGGGACUGGAGGCGAUGCUUCUAGUAACCUAACAGAAAGCCUUGCCUAGACCUGUGAUCUAGUGACUAGUAGAUCCGAAUUUGGAAAGAAAUAGAACUUGAGGAGUUAAACUUGCAACAUCUACUAACAGAAUGACUGACGACUCCACUGUAAGUAGCGUUUUUUGUAGGGCACUUCAGCUGUGGCCAUUUUACUCAGGAUUGCUGUAUUACUGUUAAAUGUGUAAUCUGAUGAAAUAUGUCCAAAAGCUAUUUCUGUAGGGUUCAUUCUGGCAUCCUUUCGGAAGUCUGUUUGGCCAUAGAAAUGAUUUUUCAGAAGGAAAAUGGAUUUCUGAAAGUUUUUCAAAUUAUUUUGAGAUGCCUUUGGUCCUAAACUAAUUUCAUUUUCUUCAAGUACAAAUUUGUCCUAUGAAAUGCUUAACAUACGAUACCAGAUAAUCAUCUUCUGUACAAAUUCCAGCUGCUGCUGCUACUGAUUUUCUACUAGUCUUGAAGUUCACUCUGAUGGAAAUUUCCAAGCUCAAACUACACUUAAAAAAGCUUGAGGCCUUUUUUUAUACUUUAUUCAUAUCUUGUCCACUUUUGAUAUUUUCCCAGUUUUUGUGAACUGAGGGUUUAGAAUCUUACUCAAAGCACUUUUUAUAAACAAGGAAUCAAAAGCUCAGAUUAUGUACCUUGAAACCAUAAAUUCAGUUUUCAGAGAUCGUUAUUUCCAAAUGGCCGUCUUCGUCUCCAUCGUGGCAGGCAGGCGUUCUGUCGGUCUCAGUGCUGUGGAGUUUUGUGGCUGCCACUAGCAGGUUAAUUGGAUCCAGCAAAAUAAAAUCCAUAGGGAUGUCAAAGGGAAAGAUUCCUGGCUUGCUUUUCUACCCAAAGAUGGUACUUUAGAUUGAUACUGGGUAUUGAUACCAUUUUUGUUUUGGCACAUGUUUAAAUAAAACUUUAGCCAAUUCACUCUUUUUUUAAAAAAAUCUGAAAAAUAGUGGUUAGAGCUUGAGCUAAUUCAUGCUUUCUGCUAGUAGAAGAUUUGUACUUUACAGUAAUUGAAGUAUGAAACAGGUGUAUACAGGAUCCUAAAUUUUACCUCCCUAGCAGAGUCUCAAGAAUCCUAAUUUCUAUAACACUAAAAAAAAAAAAAAAAAAAGUCCCUAACUAGGCAAAGGUGCAUAUGGAUGGGAAGAAGCUUGCAAAGAAAAUAUUGAAACAUCAGUUUUACAGAAACAAGGGUGUUGGUGGAGAGACUCAAUCCACUUUCCAUCCCAUGUGCCCUGGCCUUUUCAAAUUUUGUCUGAGGUACCCCUCACCUAACACGGGUAGUUAACAUAGGGUCCUUCUAAAACAAAGCAGUUCCACUGUUUAAAACCUGGAGUGGGUUUUGUUUUUGGGUUUUUUUUUUAAGCAAGACAGUCCUCAGAAAGUGCCUUUUUAGAAGAUGGUGCUGUAGAUUUUUAUUUUCCAUUUGUACGUGGCUGAAAAUUUAAGAUAAAUUAUUGAAAAUGCCAAGUGUUUGAUGGUAUCUUUCAGGUACUUUCAAGCAUCAGUUUCUCUGAGUCAGGACCAAGAUUAACCGGGAAAGUGUUUUCAUCAGAGGGAGAGGCAUUGAGGAACGAUCACCAAAUUCAGCUGGUAGGCUAGAAUCAGCUUUGGUUUAGCUGGUGCAAUUUACCUCUUCAUAUUGGGGGGGGGGGGGGGUGGUUGGGAGGAGGGUAUAGGAAAAGUAACCGCACGGGACUCUUCAGACAACAUAAUGCUGAAAUGGAAUCUGUGGUUAUUGGAGGUUGUUGUCUCUUAGAGAUGUAGCAGGCUCCCAAAGAUGAAGUAGACAAAUUGAGAACUAUCUGAAGACUUAUGAGAUGGUCAGUCCUACUGUGAACAGAUGUCACAUGGCUUGUAUUUUUAAAGGAGUAAUGUGUGUGUGUUGAUGGGACUUCUAAUUCCUAACCGGGAGUUGUGAUGCUCUGAACAGUAACUGCUUGGUGGGGUGAGAGAUGUUGCCCUGUUUAGAUGGCAGAAGGUGUUGUGGGUCCAUAGCGAGUUUGGUGAGCAUUCCUCCAGUCAAGAAAGCUGUAGACUAGACUAUUAAACACUGCACCUCAGUAACCUUCUAAUGCUGCAUAAAGUAAUAAUAAUAGCAAAGUUCUGCUUUGAUUACACUGUAAUGUGCUUGCACAUGCCUGCAAAAAAUACACACUUAACUUUCAUUAUUGUAAUGGUCUUAAUAGCAGUUAUCAGACUUUUUUCUUUCAAGAUGAGCCUUGUCUUUUAUUGUGGUGUUUCUGUAUAUUUAUUGUUAAUCUGUGUGCAGCUCAUAGGUCUAUGUCUGAUCUGUAUGUUGCUUUUAACACUUUUUUAGACAGGAGAAGUUUCUGAAUGUCUUGUUUUUCUUCUCUGAAGUCAGCUUAACUAAUCAUUUUGGAGAGGAAACUGAAGAAAACAACUUGAUAGACAGUCUACUUUAAUUGGCACCCCGUUUCCUUAAGUUUAGAACCAAGAUGAGUUUGUGUUCAUUUCGUUGCUGUUCGUGCAGUACUGGGCAUUUUAGACAUACAAUAACUUGAUGUCAGUCAGGAUAUUUUUGGAUAUCAGGAAUUUAAGCAUAAAACUCCCACUUCAAUUGCAAAUGGUUUUGUUGCAGGAAUGUGUUCAUGUCCAGUCUUUUUCUCAAAGUAAGCAGAGCUUUUCAACAUUUACUGAUUUGGACGUGAUCAAUGAAAUAUCUAGUCUAGAAUUCCAAAGUGUUCGACAGUGACCCUUGCACUUGCUGUCCCCUUUAUUUAAAGGGAUACUGUUAGAUUAAUUCACAAUAUAGCACUCCUGCUUAUUGUGCAACAGAAAUUAUGAAACAAAAAUUUAAUGUUUUGUUGUGUGGACUUUUCUGUUUCAAGUUAGAGAAAUGAACUGAACUUUCUUGCAAUUUGUCACCAACUUGCUUGUUCUAGUACUGUGCCCAAAGCUACUUCAUUGCUAUUUAAGCUUACAGUGACUUUAUUUUGUAUUCCCAUUUUCUUAAUGUUAUUAGACUAGGAUUGAGAAAGUAUUUUCUUCAGUCUGAAUUCUGAGCCAAAACUAUGUCUUGUAUCCCUUUUGGUAGCUGUAGAGUUAUCUUCUGGACUGAAAAGGGCCAAAAAUCCUGUUCUAUCAGCUUGGUUUUCAGAAAUACUCUCUAUCUCUUCCCUUGCCUAUGAACCAGGGUUUUUUUUUUUCUAUCCACCUUUAGCAAAUACCGAAGCUGUUGAGACUUAUAAGUUCUUGCUUCUCUUUCCAUACACUGCAAAUGUGGUCAAAAAGAAAUGAAAUGGUCUUGCAUCUGAUGAUGCUAGUUUCCUUGGGCACAAAUCUCUUAGUAAGUCUUGCCUCGAAGACCAACUGUAGCACAUAUGGGUUUAACUACAAUAGAAAUUAUCUGUAUUUCUGUUGCAUUCAUUGGAUGGUGCAUGAUGUUUUAAAAUAUCCAACUCAAAUACAAGCUAAUCAAUCACUGAAGACACCCUCAUAUAUUUCAUCUUUAAAAGAAAAAAAUCUAGUGUAUAUGACUAGUUCAUCCUUCCUGGCAAAGGUUUGAGAUUGAGUGUUUUCUGUAAUUGAUACUAUUUAUAGCAAAUUGUGCUGGGAUUAAUCCUAAAGCUGAACUGACUCAGCUGUAUGUUAAGUCUGUCACUGCCCUGAUGUUUUACAAAGAGAAGAAAUGGUAGUGGUGACUGUCCUAUCAAACCAAUAGUAGAAAACUCUUAAAAAAUGCAAGGAGGAAACGUGUCUUCAUAUCAAAAAAGAGAAAGCUAAAUAUACUUAAAAAGAAAACAAAAAAACCCUUAUGCUGCUAGAGCCUUGUGAACCUAUACCUUUGCAUCCAUAGUUUACCCAAAAGGCCCAAUGUGUGGCUACUUCAAAAACUAAUAUAGCAGGAGGAACCCCCCCCCCCCUUUUUUUUAACAAAAGCAUGCCUGUUCCCCUCCAUAAAAGGAACAUGCUGAGAAGCAGGUAGCAGGGCCUGCAACAGUUGUGUAGUUUAAAAACAAAUAAUCUGUGUUUUGUGUCUAAAUCUUGAAGCCACCUUACUUGGUUCAAAGCAGAUACAAAUUCCGGUAGAUGGGUGCUAUUUGAAAGAGUGGAGCCAAGGGGUUUUGUGGGCAGUAUCCAACCCCUCUGUAAAAUGUAGAUGCUCUGAUAGAUUUCUGGUUGUAAUCUUCAGACAGUUCACACUGACGUGUGCCUGGCUAACAAGAAAACAGCAGGCAGUUGUAGAGUUAAUUUUGCUAUAAUGCUACAAUUGCUCUGCUCUUCUUCGGCUCUUACCUACCUCCCUAUUUCCCUUACACAGGAUCACUCUCCCUCCACUGUCUACAGAGAACUAGCCAUGUUGAGAACAUUUUAGCCGUGUGGAAAGUGAAUCAGCUUUGUCUGAAUGUGAGGGGCGGUGGUAGUGCAAUGAGGUGAUGAAAGUAACUGCCAGUAGAAAUAGAAAGGAUUCAGUAAAAGUUGGGUGGAUGUCAGUUAAGCUGCGUUCAGCCUGAGCCCUUCACGGAGAUUGGGAACAUCAGAUGUUAACUUAGGUGUCAUGGGAAUGUUUGUGUCAAACUUGAACUCAUUGAGAGCAAGCAUGUGCCUUUUUCUGAUCAAGAACAGAAGCUGGAAAAACUUGCAUUUGCAUUGAUACUAUGGUUAAUAUUUUUAUGAGUUGUUCUUAAAGCUUGAAGUCCUUGGUCAGAAUGGAGUUGUUUUUGCAUUGAGUUACUUAAUAAAAGCCCUGAAUUAUCUGUGAAUUAGAACUACCCUGAAAGGAGAAGCUUUUAAAGUAAGUGGUUUCUCUAGAGUAAUGUUGUCAUAUAAACAAACUUUUACUGGUAGAUUUGCAAUGUUUUAAAUAAAAUUUAACCUUGAUGUAUGUUUCUCAUUAUCUAUUGAAAAUAAUCAAUUUUGCCUUUAUUUCAAUGUUGCCUGUCCAGUAACGUCUUCACUCUUCGCUGUGCUUCUGCAGCCUUUCAUACACUCCAUCAAUUCUUGCCCCCACCCCGCAAUGGUGACUGUAAGGACAUUAAGAAUGUUGCCUAAUGAAUGUAGGGGAGCAGUGUAGAGGUCUGAUGAAGUGGGAACAUUGUGGUGAGGAUUAAACAUCACAGAGGUUUCUGCAAGAACUAGUUUGCCAGCAGCUGAGGGUAUUGAUGUCUGUGUAACAAAUUUUAUGGUGUCUUGGGUAUGGAAAGUUUUAGCAAAGUGGUAUGAGAGGGGGGGAAAAAACACCUCUCCUUUUAUAUCAAGGUACUAGUAGAGGGAAGGCUUUUGUAUAAUAUGUACUGCGCAAAAGUAGUUGCCUGUAUCAUUAGAUGCUAGUUUAGGCUUAAAGCUGCUAAAAUAGUGGAUUUUCAGAGCGUUAUGAAAAAGCUUUUCAAAUGGGCUAUGUUUUAUACAGUUUUGAGAUACUGGUGACUUAUCCAGCCAGGAGCUCUGGUAUGAAUGCUGGCUAUGAAAUGGGUUCCCUCUCUGACCUUGGGUUAGUGAUUCUGCCUCAGUUUUUUACCCCAUCUUCAAAAGGUAUACAGUGAUUCACAUUGCCUUAUGAGAGCUAGCUAUUAGGUAUUCUGAGGAUGAAUCAUGUUGUGGAAGUGCUAAAUUCUUAUUACAAACCUGUGCACUUUCUUGCAAGUUUGCAUCUUCACUUAUCAAUACAGUACUGUUUGAAAUCUGUCUAUCUUUGAAAUGAGCCGGUGUUCUUUGCAUACAUGUCAUCACAACUGAGCGGUGCCUGAGGAAGGCCAUUGGGAUUGGUCCCAUAAUGUUUACCUGUUGCUUUCUUUUAAGAUAAUCCUUUGUUUCCAUUUGGUGAGAAACAGACUGUCAGAGGGCAAAGUUUAUUUAAAUGGAAAACCUUCAUUGAGGAUUGAAUUGGUCCUUCAAAGACAUUUGGCAGUUGGAAAUUUAACACAUACUGUAAUAUUAUCUAGCAACACAGAAAAAAAUGACUGUGUAUUGAAUUUAGGGUUAUGCUAACCUAUAAAUCGUAGAUCCACAAACUAAUUUAAACACAGAUGUGCAAAAGUUAGCUAUUAAAAUAGUUACUAAUAAACUUUCAUUAUGCUUACACUUGCAAGUCUCUUAAAUCCGUUCAAAAACAGUUUCUUUAAUAUAAAAUCCAUGUCUUGCGAGUUAGUGUUUACUCAGACACAUUAGCAAACAGUACCUGUUGGAGCAAUGCUAGAUUUAAAGAACCUUUUUGAAGUUUUUAAACCUGGUGGUGUGCCAGCAGAGUAGAAACUUGAGCAGCACUCUUUAACUGUCGAGAAAAAAUGAAUGUUGAAAAUAAUUCAGUAAGCGUGAGGAAGACUGCUAGAGAUGAGAAGAUUUGUCUUCUGGCAACUUUUCAGUGAAGAAUGGCUUCUUCAGGCUGUUCCGUUUUGUACAUCACUUUCUUCCUGUGGCUGUAGUUUUUACAUUUCUUUGGACUUGAUUUCUAUUCUUCAGUAUAAUGUUCUCAUUUCUGCAGUAAAGCUUUACAGCAUCGAAUCUACCCUUGAGACAACUUAAUGUUAUUUUCCUGUAGAAAAAUCCUGUUUCUAGUAAGUUGCAUUUUUUGUCUGUUUCGCAGACAGUAAUUCUGAAAAGCUAGCUUCAGUACAGCAACAGAGUUGGCAGUAUCGGUUUUUAAUCCAAGAUGUUGCUCUUACAGGCUUGUUGCCCAGCACCUACUGCCGUGAUUAGUGAUAUUGGUAUACUGAUCACUUGAGCAGCAGCUCAUUUGUCUCACAGCUUAGGUGAUGACCUUGGGCUCACAGGGUACAGAUUCUUUUGUUAUAUUCUUGUUUCUUCCCUUGGAGUAAGCCGUUAAACUUACCCAGGUAGCCUAUUCGUGGAUAAACAGCAUUGUUGCUUAUUAUGGGGAAAAGGAUUCAGCCCUUUAAAUGGCCUGGAGGUGUUUGAUUGGAGAUAAGAACAUUGUCUAUCAACAGGUAUUACUUUAAAGCUUUCACUGUAAUUGGUAGCAUUCAGUUAUGAGCCAGUGUGGGUAUUAAAAUAUGAUCAGCGGAAGGUGCCUCAGGUGGCAUAGUGUGUGCCAUAAGCAUUGCUAGUGAUCAAUAUGUAUUUGUUUAGGAGACUGCUGGAAGCAAUGUUGUGCAUAUAGAUUUUGCAUAUUUAAUACCAUAUGUUUUAAAAAAAAUAAUAAUUGUACUGUUCGGGACUCCUUUUCAGAAUAAAAUUUUAAUAAACCAGUCAAGUGGAUUGAGAUUCCCUUCUAUGUGUACGUCUUGCCCUUGCUCUUUCUCAUAUGCUGGUAACUGCUCCCUUCUUGUUUUGGUGUUGCCAUUGCUUAAGAAGGAAGUAAAAUGUGUUCCAACCAUGAAGAUAACUGGGGUCGGGGGGGGAGGUUCAAAGUAAAAGGGAAUUGUUUCAAGAAUAAAGUAGAGCUGUGACUUGAGACAUUGCACAAAUAGAUUGUAGACGGAUGGCAAACAAGCUGGUAGAAGCCUUUAUUUUUACUUAACCAUCUUGACCAUGUGUGCCUAUUUGUAUUGCGGAUGUGGUCUGCAACCAUUCCGAAUGUGAGGGAAAUCAUGUGUCAGUGUGUUUUAAGAUGUAAUUGCUAAGCAGAAGCAGUGUCCUCUGCCCAUUCUCCCUUUCCGGACAAAUUGUUCUUGCCAAAAUUUUCUACCUGUUGCAAUGGUUGCUUUCUUUCCAGCACAGUAAAAUGUCAACUUCUUUCACUGUCCCUUCCCUCUGGCAGUCAUCUAUAAUCUCUGUGCAGCUGUGUGUAGUACACACAACAGUCAUCAGAUCUCUGUUGGCUUUAGAUACCAUCAAGUUGGGUAUAUUGUAAACCAACUGUAUUAAUUUGAAAAAUAAAUUUGUUUUGAAUGCAUAUGUGAUAUUUUAAUCUUUUUAUACUUACGUUGUUUGAAUUUCUUUCCAAAGCAAAGUCUGCAAGAAUGGAUGGAGAUUGAAGUGCUGAUCUGAAUCGGUAGUGUCAGGAACUGGGAUAAUAUCUUGAGGGAAAUACCAAACCUGACUGCCAAACCUUUGUCAGAAAAUGUGAUUUUACUUUCCAACUUUUCUCUUUGAUUAGGGUUAAUGCCAUUUAAGUAAAAAAUGGGAAAAAUUUAAGUGCUCAGAUUGGCAAUUUUCAUCCUUCUGUUGUCCACAGAACUAAAAAUGUUGUGGGGGAUAUGAUGGUAUCUCGGAGUUACUGGCAUUGUUUAUGCAUGUGUUGAAUACCCAGUUAUGUCCACAGUGUCAGCUGAACUUCAUGGCUCAGAAAAAACACAGGCAAAUAUGGGGUUAAAUGGGUUUUGAAGCUAUAAAAUGCUUGUGUGCCGAUAAUCAGUGGUGAAUGUGGUACCUUUGGUUAAAUCAUUGUCUCCACAAAAACACAUUGUCUGUGGCUGAGAUUAAAAAGUUUGUUUUUGUUUAACACCGUUACUCACAAUACUGACGUGGUGAAAUUCAGUCAUGGACCUCUCUGAGCCAAAACUGUCACCAAAGCUUUCUGUGACAGCCUCCACUCCUGUCUUUCUGCCAUUCUCUAUACUGGAAGGACUCUAUGUUGUUUUGUUUUUACCUUUUUUUAAAUAAAAUAUUGUUUUAGUGUUGCUUUGCUUCAGUUUGAAGUGUAACUUUCACUAAUAACUGCAAUAAAAAAAACAAAGCUUUGCUCCAAA